Molecule: messenger RNA, 1587 nt
Organism: Ipomoea nil (Japanese morning glory)
Lineage: Eukaryota; Viridiplantae; Streptophyta; Magnoliopsida; Solanales; Convolvulaceae
Exons: 2
Coding region: 1-1587 (528 amino acids)
Molecular function (GO): nucleic acid binding; RNA-DNA hybrid ribonuclease activity
Source: RefSeq, a predicted model, not a curated record
AUGAAUCGAUAUUGGUGGAGGUCGAAUAAUGAUCAUGGUAUUCACUGGAAAGCUUGGGAUAAGUUAUGUAUUCCAAAGAAAUAUGGAGGAUUGAGGUUUAAAGAAUUGAGAGCGUUUAACCUGGCUAUGCUUGGAAAACAAGGAUGGAGUUUCCUGACACAGCCACAAUCAUUAGUUUCAAGAGUUUAUAAAGCCAUGUAUUAUCCCACUAAUUCUUUCUAUGAUGCAUGUUUGGGAAAUAACCCGAGCUUUUGUUGGAGGAGUAUUUUGGCAGCACAGGAAUUGAUUUGUGGGGGAGUUAGGAGGAGAAUUGGAAAUGGCCAAUCAACAUUGAUAUGGGAUCAUCCAUGGUUGCAUGAUGGGUUACAACCGAAGAUAUUAACAGAAAAACCACCCCAAUUGGCACAGGCGAAAGUAGUGGGUCUGAUGGAUCAACAGACACGAACCUGGGAUAAAGAUAUUCUAACAGAUAUUUUCAUACCUGAGGAUAUUGAGCGAAUUCUGAAAAUACCUGUGUCACCAGAUUAUGAGGAUUUGUGGUACUGGUAUGGGGAUCCAAGAGGUGAAUAUUCUGUUAAGAAUGGAUACAGAACAGUAGUUGGAGAAUAUAGCCAACAGGUUGUGACAUUUGAUAAAUGGCAAAAGUUAUGGAAGCUUAAAAUCCCACCCAGGUGGAAAACAUUUUUAUGGAGAGCUCUAAAUGAUAUUUUACCCACUACAAAGAACCUACUUAUAAAGAGGGUUGAUAUUGACCCAACAUGUGCUAUGUGUGGAAUUGAACAUGAAGAUGUUGUGCACUCCUUGAUCAAAUAUGAUGACGGGAUUAUUUAUGCAGUGGCAAUACUCUAUUAUAUUUGGCGCACAAGGAAUGGAGCUGUGUGGGAUGCGUACUUACCCAGGCCUCGGAAAGUGGUUGUGAUGGCGGCAUCAGCUCUCAAUGCUUGGAAGGCGGUUCACCACCGAACACCAACUCAGCCGAUCCAUGCUACCACGGUAGACCACACCAUAGCAGUAACAACCGGUGCGGACGUGCCUAUAGCCACGGCGUUACAUACGGCUGCCACGCCCAUCGUCACAGUACACCGACCGCAACUCUCUACGACAUACACCGCGCGCAAUGCUGUUCACGGCAUGAGGGGAAAAUGCUACUUCGAUGCGGCUUACGAUCCACAGACGAACAGGACAAGAAUGGGAGCAAUUAUCCUAGACGGCCAAGGGAGUUAUAUUGCGGCCAUGGCUACUACAGUGAUAGAUUGUUUUUCACCCCUAAUGGCGGAGGCUGUUGCAUGCAAGGAAGUAUUGUCAUGGUUGAGGAGUCGCGAAAUAAACUCUAUCGAGCUAUACACGGAUUGUUUGGUGCUUCAACAAUGCCUGUCUUCUACGACACACUCGUCACGGGAUUACUUGGGCUAUGCCAUUGAUAGUUGCAGGACUAGUUUAUCGACAUUUGAUUACUGUUUACUUCAUUACAUUCCUAGAGUAGAUAAUUAUUUAGCUCAUACAUUAGCAUCUACUACAUUUACUGACUCGAAUCCUAUGUACUGGGAUUCUGCUCCUCCAGCUUCUAUUUCUGCAUACUUCGAAUAA